Messenger RNA from Hirsutella rhossiliensis, 1668 nucleotides. Its product is annotated as serine carboxypeptidase domain-containing protein. The transcript is spliced from 2 exons. NCBI's taxonomy places the organism in Eukaryota, Fungi, Ascomycota, Sordariomycetes, Hypocreales, Ophiocordycipitaceae. The coding region runs from base 1 to 1668 and encodes 555 amino acids. Gene Ontology annotation, biological process: proteolysis. Gene Ontology annotation, molecular function: serine-type carboxypeptidase activity. Gene Ontology annotation, cellular component: fungal-type vacuole. The record is from RefSeq and is a predicted model, not a curated record.
AUGCGGUUGUCGACCUCGGCCCUCGUAUUGGGCGCGGCAUCCUCGGCCGUCGGCCUUCAGGACCAAAAGGUGCUAAGUGACGACUCGUCGAAGCCCCUCAUCGACUCCAACGGCAUCCACCUCGACAGCUUUGAGGCAUGGACCAAGCCCCUCACCGACGCCUUUGGCGAGAUGAACUCGGAGGCCAAGGCUACCUGGCACGAGCUUUCUAUGAUGGUGCCCGGCGCUGUCGAAGCCUUCAAGAAGCAACUCACCAACUUCCAGCCCAAGAAGCACUCACGCAUCCCCGACAAUAAGUGGGACCACGUCGUUCGCGGAGCCGACGUGCAGCGGCUGUGGGUCGAGGGCGAAGACGGCCAGUCUCACCGCAAGGUCGGCGGCAAGCUCGACAACUUUGGCCUGCGCGUCAAGAAGGUGGAUCCCUCGAAGCUCGGCGUGGACAAGGUGAAGCAGUACAGCGGCUACCUCGACGACGACGAAAAAGACAAGCAUCUCUUUUACUGGUUCUUCGAGUCUCGCAACGACCCCAAGAACGACCCCGUGGUCCUCUGGCUCAAUGGCGGCCCCGGCUGCUCGUCGCUGACGGGCCUCUUCCUGGAGCUUGGCCCGGCCUCUAUUGACGAGAAGCUCAAGAUUGUCGACAACCCCCAUGCAUGGAACGCCAAUGCGUCCGUCAUCUUCCUUGACCAGCCGGUCAAUGUUGGCUACUCUUACGGUGGCGGAUCCGUCAGCGACACUGUCGCGGCUGGCAAGGACGUCUAUGCCUUGCUCACCCUCUUCUUCCACCAGUUCCCUGAGUAUGCCAAGCAGGACUUCCACAUUGCCGGCGAGUCGUACGGCGGGCAUUACCUCCCCGUCUUCGCUUCGGAGAUCUUGUCGCACAAGCACCGCAACGUCAACCUCAAGAGCAUCAUGAUUGGCAACGGCCUGACGGACGGCUACACUCAGUACGAGUACUACCGCCCCAUGGCUUGCGGUGACGGUGGCUAUCCCGCCGUCCUUGGCGAGGACACUUGCAAGUCCAUGGACAACUCUCUCAGCCGGUGCCAGUCUCUGAUUAAGCAGUGCUACGACACGGAGAGCACUUUCUUAUGCGUGCCUGCCAGCAUCUACUGCAACAACGCCAUGAUUGGGCCUUACCAGCGGUCUGGCCAGAACGUGUACGACAUCCGCGGCAAAUGCGAGGAUACGUCCAACCUGUGCUAUAGUGCCCUGGGCUGGAUCUCAAGCUGGCUGAACAAGCCCGAGGUCAGGGAGGCACUCGGCGCCGAGGUGGAGAGCUACGACAGCUGCAACUUUGACAUUAACCGCAACUUCCUGUUCGCGGGCGACUGGAUGAAGCCGUACUUCCGACUGGUGCCCGAGAUCCUCAAGAAGAUUCCUGUUCUUCUCUACGCGGGCGACGCCGACUUUAUCUGCAACUGGCUCGGCAACAAGGCUUGGGCCGAGGCGCUCGAGUGGCCCGGUCACAAGGAUUUUGCGGGGGCGAAGACGAACAAGCUCAAGAUGGAGCUGGACGACAAGACCAAGGAGUACGGCGAGUACAAGACGGCCAGAAACUUUACCUUUAUGCGCAUCUUCCAGGCCGGGCACAUGACGCCCAUGAACCAGCCCGAGGCGUCGCUCGACUUUUUCAACCGCUGGCUCGGCGGCGAGUGGGUUUCUUGA